Molecule: messenger RNA, 1584 nt
Organism: Alligator sinensis (Chinese alligator)
Lineage: Eukaryota; Metazoa; Chordata; Crocodylia; Alligatoridae
Product: leucine-rich repeat transmembrane neuronal protein 4
Exons: 1
Coding region: 1-1584 (527 amino acids)
Molecular function (GO): protein binding
Source: RefSeq, a predicted model, not a curated record
AUGCACAUUUGUCUUCUUUUUAAUAUUGUAGGUUUCCAUUUAAUUAAGCAGCUGAGAGGCAUGAGUGUGGUGUUAGUGCUACUUCCUACGGUGCUGUUUGUUAUGCUCACUGGGGCUCAGCGCGCUUGCCCCAAGAACUGCAGAUGUGAUGGCAAAAUUGUGUACUGUGAAUCUCAUGCAUUCAGAGAUAUCCCUCAGAAUAUUUCUGGAGGAUCUCAAGGCUUAUCAUUACGGUACAACAGCAUCCAGAAGCUUAAAUCAAAUCAGUUUGCGGGCCUGAAUCAGCUCAUCUGGCUUUAUCUUGACCAUAAUUAUAUCAGCUCGGUUGAUGAGGAUGCAUUUCAGGGGAUCCGAAGGCUGAAGGAAUUAAUUCUAAGCUCCAACAAAAUUACUCAUCUGCACAACAAAACGUUUCACCCGGUCCCCAAUCUCCGCAAUCUGGACCUUUCUUACAACAAGCUGCAGGUGUUACAGUCAGAGCAGUUUAAGGGCCUUCGCAAACUCUUGAUCUUGCACUUGCGGUCAAAUUCACUGAAAACGGUACCAAUCAGAGUUUUUCAAGAUUGCCGGAACCUUGAUUUUCUGGAUUUGGGCUACAACCGUCUGCGGAGUUUAUCCCGUAAUGCUUUUGCUGGCCUCCUGAAGUUAACAGAGCUCCAUCUAGAGCACAACCAGUUUUCUAAGAUCAACUUUGCCCACUUUCCACGCCUCUUCAACCUUCGAUCCAUUUAUUUGCAGUGGAAUAGGAUCCGGUCUAUUAGCCAAGGGUUAACAUGGACUUGGAGUUCCUUGCACAACUUGGAUUUAUCAGGGAACGACAUUACGGGAAUAGAGCCCGGGACGUUCCAAUGCCUGCCCAACCUGCAAAAACUGAACCUGGAUUCCAACAAACUCACCAACAUCUCUCAGGAGACCAUCAAUACAUGGAUCUCACUAACAUCCAUCACUCUGUCCGGAAAUAUGUGGGAAUGUACUCGAAACAUUUGCCCUCUGUUUACUUGGCUUAAGAAUUUCAAGGGGAAUAAAGAAAGCACUAUGAUAUGCGCAGGCCCUAAGCACAUCCAGGGUGAGAAGGUGAGCGAUGCUGUGGAAACAUAUAAUAUCUGUGCUGAAAUCCAGGUGGUGGUCACUGAAAGAUCAUACCAGGCACCUAAAACACCCCAGAGGCCACUUUUUAUUCCCAAACCUACCAUUUCUAAACUGGAAAGUAAUCAGCCAACCUCUGUUAUGCCAAGUCCUUCUCCGGACCUGCCGACGCCUGGAGUGGAACCAGAGUAUGAGCAUGUUUCCUUUCACAAAAUCAUUGCUGGGAGCGUGGCCCUCUUUCUUUCAGUGGCUAUGAUUUUGUUGGUCAUCUACGUGUCGUGGAAGCGCUACCCAGCCAGCAUGAAACAACUCCAGCAACACUCUCUUAUGAAGAGGCGCAGAAAAAAGGCCAGAGAGUCUGAGAGGCAAAUGAACUCCCCUUUACAGGAGUAUUAUGUGGACUACAAGCCAACAAACUCUGAGACCAUGGAUGUAUCCGUUAAUGGAUCUGGACCCUGCACAUAUACUAUCUCUGGCUCCAGGGAAUGUGAGGUAUGA